AUGGGGUUGUUCGACAUGAACACCAAAACACCAGAAGAAAUGUAUGACACAGAUGUAGAUAUAGAGUCAGAGAAAAUAGGUCACCAUCGUUAUCAGUCUACAGAUGUUUACACUGCAAUGGCUGGUACUAAUAAUGUGACCGACGGGGUUGAGGGGGAAAUAACCACAAGACCGGUACUAGGUUCAAUAUUAUCGGAGAUACAAAUGUCGAAGACGCUAGUAAUCGUCAGAAGUGCUUUUGUUGGUGAUGAAGAUAUGACUAAUGGAAUGCUCAACGAUACAAAGGGGAGGAGGGAUGAUACCGAAGAUGAUGAUCAAUAUGGUGACGAAGCAUUCGAAAAUAAUCAAUGUGAUGAAGACGAUUUCUAUCAUUCGGAUGAUCACUACAGCGGAAAAAAUCAAUUAUCUGAUUAUGCGAGUGAAGGGAGUCACAACCACCCCCUAGAAACUAAAGAAGAAAGACGGUAUUCCAAACGUGCACGACGACUUAGUUAUAAAGACAAGGAGUUUAUAGUGCGUUCUUCAACAUCUAACAUUGGUGCAACAAAGGCACAUAAGUUACAAGCUAGUUUGCAAGGAGGUUAUGAAAGCGUUGGCCCUGAAGCAAUUGAUUAUAAAAAUUUUAAAAGGAAGAUGGGAAACAUUAUAGGUGACAAGGAUACACAGCUAGUUGUCGACAAAAUGAACAUGAGGAAAGAUGAGUUACAUAACUAG
Molecule: messenger RNA, 714 nt
Organism: Lactuca saligna
Lineage: Eukaryota; Viridiplantae; Streptophyta; Magnoliopsida; Asterales; Asteraceae
Source: the annotation of a GenBank genome assembly